AUGAUGGUGCCAUUCACCAAGCUGAAGACUUCAAACUCAAAAGCUCUGUCUGGCGGUUUCGAUCCAUUUUCAUCUGUCCUUAAGAUUGCUUAUCAGACCGCAGCCACCAAAACGGUGAAGCAGAUUGAGAGGAGGUAUACUUUUCAGGAAGCCUUGAACAGUGCAGGAGAUAAACUCGUAGUAGUCGACUUCUCAGCCACGUGGUGUGGACCUUGCAAAAUGAUCAAGCAUUUUUUUCAUUUCCUUUCUGAGAAGUAUUCCAAUGUGGUGCUCCUUGAGGUAAAUGUCUAUGACUGUCAGGAUGUUGCUUCAGAGCAUGAAGCCAAAUGCAUGCCUUCUCUUAGUUUUUUUAAAAAGGGACAAAAGGUGAGUGAAUUUUCUGGAGCUGAUAAGGAAAAACUUGAAGUCAUCAUUAAUGAAUUAAUCUAA
Messenger RNA from Hyaena hyaena (striped hyena), 429 nucleotides. Its product is annotated as thioredoxin-like. The record is from RefSeq and is a predicted model, not a curated record. The coding region runs from base 1 to 429 and encodes 142 amino acids. The transcript is spliced from 2 exons. NCBI's taxonomy places the organism in Eukaryota, Metazoa, Chordata, Mammalia, Carnivora, Hyaenidae.